UCUGAGCUACCGCCCUUGCACCGUUGCAUCCACGCGCCCACACACAUAUGGUCUAUAGAGGUCGUGUGGAAGGUAGUUCUGGUGCGAUAAACCUUGCCUAAAACCAUGUCCGACGACAAUGACUGCACAGACCAAUAUGGCGUCCUGCUCUACUAUAAGUAUGCUCAAAUUCCCAACCUCGAGCACCUCCUCACUUUCUACGAGUCUAAUUGCUCCUCCCUUGGCCUCCUUGGUCGCGUUCGUCUCUCUUCCCAUGGCGUCAACGUCACUGUUGGUGGCAAGUUAUCCUCGCUAGAAAGACACAUCGAAACAGUCAAGGCUGAUAGCUUAUUUGAAGGGACUGAUUUCAAGCUUGCUGCUUGUCAUCAACCAUUAAACGACCAGGUUGCAAAAGAAUGCGGAUUUACUUCUCUCUCAGUUCGAAUUGUUAAGGAGCUGGUUACUCUUAGGUCUCAUCCCUUGCUCAAGCCACCAGAAAUCUCGAACGCUGGAAGACAUCUCUCUGCAGUUGAGUUUCAUUCUGUCCUACAGAAUGCUGUGAACGAGAGUUCAGCAGAUGGCCUUGUCUUGCUUGAUGCAAGGAAUCUUUAUGAGACAAGAAUUGGGAAAUUUCACGCACCAAAUGUUCAAACUUUGGAUCCACAAGUUAGACAAUACAGUGAUUUGCCAUCAUGGAUAGAUGGUAAUCAUGAUCAAUUGAAAGGGAAGCAAAUCCUCAUGUAUUGCACUGGCGGUAUCAGAUGUGAAAUGGCAUCAGCAUAUAUCAAGUCAAAAGGAUUGGGCUUUGAGAAUGUGUUUCAGCUAUUUGGUGGGAUACAACGAUACUUGGAGCAAUUUCCAGAUGGUGGUUUCUUUAGAGGAAAGAAUUUUGUUUUUGAUCACCGGAUAUCUGUUGGGAGCUCAGAUCCAAACGUUAUGGGUACCUGCCUUACUUGUGGGUGUUCGUUUGAUGAUUAUUCUUCACGCACCAGAUGUAAUUAUUGCAGAAUGCUUGUUUUGGUCUGCAAUAGUUGCCAGAAUGAAGCUGCACCCUGUGUUUGUGAGUUGUGCCAACAACAGGGCAAGUCUGUAAGGAUGAUGCAGCUAACCGAAAUUGGUGAAGCAGAAACACCUCUACCAGAUGUUGAGUUUCAAAACGUUCCGUUCGAUACUACCUUUUCAUCUCAAAUGCCUCAGAAAGAAGAUGUCAGGUCGGCAAGAAAACUCAGAAUCUUAUGCUUGCAUGGAUUUCGGCAGAAUGCAUCAGGUUUUAAAGGAAGAACAGCAUCACUAGCGAAGAAAAUCAAGAGAAUUGCUGACUUAUUUUUUAUCGAUGCACCUCAUGAGUUGCCAUAUAUUUAUCAACCCCCAGUGUUGGAUCAGCAUACUAAUUGUGCAUCAACUUCAUUGCCCUCAAGUCCUCCUCCUCCGGAGAACUGUAAGAAGAAAUUUGCAUGGUUUGUGGCACCCAACUUUGACAGCGGAGCUAUGGCUGAUUGGAAGGCAGCCGAUGGCCCAUUUGAUCCCCUUCAAUACCAGCAGCAAACUGAUGGAUAUGAUAUUUCACUGGCUCAUUUGAAGGCUGUAUUUGCUCAAGAAGGGCCUUUCGAUGGAAUAUUGGGAUUUUCACAGGGAGCAGCAAUGGCUGCAUUAAUCUCUGCACAAGAGAAGCUUAAAGGUGAAAUGGGCUUCAGAUUUGUAAUAUUGUGCUCAGGCUUUGUUGUCCAUAAAAAGGAGAUGGACUGCGAGUUGAUCAAAUGCCCUUCUCUUCACAUUUAUGGCAAUGAACACGGCAAAGACAGGCAGAUAGCCAACCAAGCUAGUAAGGAACUUGCUUCUCUGUAUGAUGGUAGUUCGGUUAUUGUCGAACAUGAUUGUGGUCAUAUAAUUCCUACGCGGCCUCCGUACAUUGAUGUGAUCAAGGACUUCCUAAGUCGUUUUUUGCAGUAGGUUCAAUAGGCUCUACAGUGUUUUAAUUUCUCAUCGCCCUUCCUUAUGCCACCUUCCCGAAGAAGGAAGAAUGUGUACAAUUCCGUUUUGAGGCCAAUGUCAAGAGACUGCGGGAAGAAAGUACUGGUGUUGUCACAGAAACAAGUUGCCCAGGUAAUUUUUGCUGUCAUGUAAUUGAAACCAUCAUAAUAAAUUUCUGGCAGUUGGUAAAAAUCUUGAUCCCACUUAUUGUUGUAAUUGCGUUAGAAUUUUGAGGGCAUGGACGUCAGCGUCAAUUGAGCCGUGUGUUGUAACUUAAGCUCCACCUUAGGAUUAGGGGUAACGUAUGCACAUGCCAUGUGAUCGCUUGGCGAUGAGUAAUCGAAUGGACCCGUGAGUGGGAUCCAACUACUAGUAUUGUGACGCCACAUGCCCUUGCGGAUUCCUUUCCUUCCAAGAAAGCAUUUAUCCAGACUUGCCUUCAGAAAGAAAAAAAUCUGCAUAGUGCUAGGGGUGAUGAUAUACAGUGUUAUAAUUAUUGAGAAAUAAGGAAGAAUGGUAUGGUUAGUUCCACGUCCCAUUCUCCAUUGCGUCU
Molecule: messenger RNA, 2503 nt
Organism: Neltuma alba
Lineage: Eukaryota; Viridiplantae; Streptophyta; Magnoliopsida; Fabales; Fabaceae
Product: rhodanese-like domain-containing protein 6
Exons: 9
Coding region: 106-1929 (607 amino acids)
Source: RefSeq, a predicted model, not a curated record